AUGGAGGGCAACUUCGACACGCUCGCAUCGCAAGACCCAGCAGCUACGCCGAGAAUGUCGCGCGACACCACCAACGAGCGACAAGGGAGCAACCGAUCCAUCGACCAAUCUCGUACAUCCGGUCUCGACCGAAAGGAAAGCUCGCUCUUUGGGCGCAGGCCGAGCGAGCAGUCUGUCGGCGCGAUCACGCCUUCUUCGUCCCGGAUCGAGUCGCAAGGUGGUGCCGGUGGUCUCUUCGGCAGUCCUGCAACGCGACCACGCACCUCAUCUCUGAUCCCCUCCUUCGGAUUCAGCAAAAGUCGGUUGGCAUCCUCCGCAGACCUCGACGGCGCUAGCAAGAGCCCAGGCAGCUUCGCCAACGGCGCUCGCUCGAACUCCAGUGACGUAAGGCGCGAUACGAGCGAGCUCGUCUCCGCCUCGGCUUCCACCCUGCUGCCCGUGCAAGCAAACGGAGCUGACAAAUCACCACGUGUCUCUUCGAGCUCUCGGCCAUCCCUCAGCGGACAGCUGUCUGCAGGCACUGCGCCUUCCGAUGCCGAAGCCAAGCUGUCUUCCGAGAAGCCCGAGAAGAAGGUGUCACUGUCCGCCUACCUGCCGUACGAUGACGAGGAGGCGACCGAGUACGCUGAACGCAUCGCUUCGACGGCGCCCAAAUCGCAGAUCGCAGCCAUUCUGGCUUCGAACGCCGAUGUCUUCUAUGUCGAAGCGCUUCAGCAUUUCAUGAGCCGCUUCUGGUUCAACAGUCUUCCGCUCGACAUCGCGUUGAGGAAACUACUCAUGGACCUGCAUUUGCCCAAAGAGACGCAACAGAUCGAUCGAAUGAUGGAGGCGUUUGCGAAACGGUACAACGAGUGUAACAACGGCCUUUUCGCUUCGGACGAUCAGCCGUACAUUCUGUCGUUCUCGCUGAUGAUGCUGCACACGGAUGCGUUCAACAAAAACGCCAAGAACAAGAUGACAAAGGCCGACUACCUCAGAAAUACGGGCGCCAGUGGCGUGCCGACCGAGAUCUUGGAAUACCUCUACGACAAUUUGACGUUUACGCAAUUCAUCUACAUCGAGGACGAAGAGGCCUCGGGCAAGCGACGCCCAUCGGAAGCCUCGGGCAUGUCGCUUCCAGCUUCAAGCAUGUCGACCUCGCUGGGAUCGCAAUCGGGAGCGGCAGCAAACCAGCGCCUCAAGAUCGACCCUUACUUCCUGAUUGCGCAAGGGCGUUUGGGCGAGCUGCGACCGGACCUGGAAGAUUUGAUUCCAGAGGACACGCCAUUCUCCUGCACCGGGUCUUUGCCAACGUUCGACGUGGAACGACUCAACUCUGCCUUCCUCCACGCACCAAGCAUCGAGAUCGUCACCACCAAACCCGCUGGUGAAGAGCCAGGCGCAGCCGCAGCGAGCCCACUCGACGUCGAAGAGGAAGUCGUUUCUCUCAAGGUCACCAAGGUCGGCGUGGUCAAUCGAAAAGACGACGUUUCGGAUGGGGGCAAAAAGGGUGCAUCUCGCAAGUGGAAGACGAGCGGACUUCUGCUGACAGGCUCACAGCUGUUGCUGUUCAAGGAUGUCAUCUGGAUCAAUGCGCUGCAGUCGCAAAUCCUUGAUCAGGUCGGGCACUCACUCUUGAACAACGGCAUUCCAUCCGACGAGGACGGCGCCGACGACGUGGUGGAAGGCGGCGUUGUCAUUACGCCAAGGAUCACGUAUUUCCGCCCGGACGGUGUCAUCUCGCUUGCCGAUGCGGUGGCGGUGAAGGACCAGUCGUACGGCAAGUACGACCAUGUCUUCCGACUAGUGGCCGCCAAGGGCCGACAGUACCUCGUUCAGGCUCAAAGCGAGGACGACCUGAACGAUUGGAUCCACAAGAUCAACUUCUGCGCCAGCUUCCGCACGUCGAACAUCAAGAUUCGCGGUCUCGACUUGGCACCUCGCGUUGGCCCCGGCGCCGCACUGAACGACGCGGACACGGCAGAACGGUUCGCAUCGCUAGCGAAACGGUCGUUCUCGGGCUCGGAACGUGCGACUCGAAGAAUGGAUGCUGAUGAAAGCGGAAGAUCGACGCCGAUCGGCGACGACAGCGGCGAGGUUUCUCGAGACGGCACAUCGCGAUCCAGCAUGGACCCAGUGACGAGACCGGGUGACAGCAGCCAACCAGCACGCCCUCGCUCGUCUGCCUCCCUUCGACUCAGCCCAGCUUCGUCUGCGAUUCAAAAGCGAGCUCGGGCGCGUCGCGAGUUGAUGCUGACCAAGAUUGCCGAAUCCGAGGUGCAAUUAGAGCGAGCCACGUCGCGACUGUCGGAGGAGAUCCGACUGGCUCGACACUUUGCCAUCUUGACGCCCUUCCUCAAGACGACGCGGGAUCGCAUCGAGAUGUCGGCUCUGCCCUUGGCCAACCGGAUCCGGUCCCUCCGAUUGGAUGUGGCCAAGACCGAGGCGCGAUGCAAGAUCUUGCGUCUAGACUUGGCUGCAGGCGAGAGGGUGGCACGAGCCCUGCUGCCAAACACGUACCUGUCGUCGUCGGCGAUCCGAGCAGCGAGUCGACUGCCUUCUGGCCAGGUCGGCACGCCGCAGCUGAUGGAAAUGGGCCGUGCCUCUGACUCGCAGUCGCAGUUCGAAGAUCUCUUUGGGGCGCCUGGCAGCAACGGGGCCAGCGCUCAGGAUUUGACGUCGAUGCCAGCUUCGCUGUCUGGAACGAUCAACAAGCCAGCAUCGCAUCAACGGAGCCAGAUGAAUCUCAACGCGGUCUCUGAGCAGCCGGCGGAUGAAUCACCGGUGAUGGCGGGUGGACGACCGCUGCCCGACGCUGAAGUCGAGACGACACAGCCUGGCACGGAGAGGAAACUGAACAAGAAGCACUCGGCUACAGACGAAGUUCCGCAAGACUGGGACUUGAGCCAGGUGGCGAGGCCAGGCACAAAUCGCAUCAGUCUGGUGAACCUGCCUUCGCCCAACGAGCUGGAGCAGGCUACGGGCGGACGAUUCCGAUUUGGUCGAGACACGUCCGAGUGA
Kalmanozyma brasiliensis GHG001 is the source of this 3000-nucleotide messenger RNA. RefSeq names its product Sec7 domain protein. Gene Ontology annotation, biological process: regulation of ARF protein signal transduction. Bases 1 to 3000 code for a protein of 999 amino acids. Gene Ontology annotation, molecular function: guanyl-nucleotide exchange factor activity. The record is from RefSeq and is a predicted model, not a curated record. The transcript has a single exon. Lineage: Eukaryota; Fungi; Basidiomycota; Ustilaginomycetes; Ustilaginales.